UGCCCGGAGUAGCGGAUGCCGAGGACCCCGCCAGCGUUCCAAGCCUCUCCACGCUUCUCGCCGACCCCUCGGGCCCCCGCAGCCCGGGAAAAAGGCCACUCCGGGCCCAGCACCCGCUCUGCAAGGCGGACCUGCAACCCGGAAAGGCGGCGCGGAGUCGGAUUCUGCUCGGACCGGGCCCCGGCGGGCCGGCGCCGCGGGGAUGUCUGAGGCGCGGAAGGGGCCGGACGAGACUGAUGAGAGCCAGUAUGACUCGGGCAUCGAGUCUCUGCGCUCUCUGCGCUCUCUGCCCGAGCCCACCCCGGCCCCAGCCUCUGGGCCCUCAGACGGAGGGGGCCCCCAGCCCUGGACUCAUCCUCCGGGAACCGCCAAGGAGCCAGAGGAGAAGGAAGAUACAGAUGGGGAGCGGGCUGACUCUACCUAUGGCUCCUCAUCGCUCACUGAGCCCCUGUCCUUGUUGGGGGACCCCAAGACCGAGGACCCAGCCCCAGACUCGCGGCUUCCCGCCGCGGGGGCGCUGAGCCCUCAGCAGCUGGAAGCACUCACUUACAUCUCCGAGGACGGAGACACGCUGAUCCACCUGGCGGUGAUUCAUGAGGCCCCGGCUGUGCUGCUCUAUUGCCUGGCUUUGCUGCCUCAGGAGGUCCUGGACAUUCAGAACAACCUUUACCAGACAGCACUCCAUCUGGCCGUACAUCUGGACCAGCCAGGUGCAGUUCGGGCCCUGGUGCUGAAGGGGGCCAGCCGGGUGCUACAGGACCGACACGGCGACACGGCCCUGCAUGUGGCCUGCCAGCGCCAGCACCUGGCCUGUGCCCGCUGCCUGCUGGAAGGGCAGCCAGAGCUAGGCAGAGGACCGCCUCACUCCCUGGACCUCCAGCUGCAAAACUGGCAAGGUCUGGCCUGUCUCCACAUCGCCACCCUGCAGAGGAACUGGCCACUUAUGGAACUGCUGCUGCAGAACGGAGCUGACAUCAACGCACAGGAGGGCACGAGCGGGAAGACAGCGCUGCAUCUGGCCGUGGAGACCCACGAGCGGGGUCUGGUGCAGUUCCUUCUCCAGGCUGGGGCCCGGGUGGACGCCCGCAUGCUCAACGGGUGCACACCCCUGCACCUCGCCGCGGGCCGGGGCCUCAGAAGCAUCUCAUCCACCCUGUGCGAGGCAGGUGCCGACUCCCUGCUGAGAAACGUGGAGGACGAGACUCCCCAGGACCUGGCUGAGGAUCCCUUUGCCCUUUUGCCCUUUGAUGACCUGAAGAUCUCCGGGAAGCCACUGCUGUGUGCUGACUGAAGCCGGGACAGGCUCUAGGGCCCCGGACGCUCCUCCCCUUCCCAUCUGAAAGCUGGGGCCACAGCUGCUACAGUCUGGGCCCAGGCCAUGUGCCCUGGGGACUGCUGAGGCCAGAGCCUGGGGCCAGCACAGUCCCGAGCUGAGAGGAGGGACCGCAAAUAAGAGAGCCAGUCUGGAAGGAAGAGCUUCCAGGUGGAUGGAAGGACCCCCAAAGCCCCAGGCAACCUGGGCGAAGCCUGUUUACCUCUGUUGAAGAUGGCGGGGCUCUUGCCUCUACCCACGUGGGGUCAGCUUGAAGCUGCCAGCCGGUAGGCAACAUGGACUCUCCUGAGUGAGGAGAGACACUGAACUGUGAGUGAGCAGGGCCCUAAAGGGUUCCAUCUCACUGCUGAGGAGGACUUUGAAACACUGUUGUUUAAAGACUUCACACAGAAGGCCCUGAACUGAGCCUUUGGGGAUGGGGAAGUUUCAAGAACAUGACACUAAAACAGCAGAGACUUAAACACACACCCCCCGCCCCACUCCCGCCCCGAGUUGUUUUGUGCGUGUGCCUGUUUGUGUGCAUUGGGGAUUUUGAGACAGGCCUGCCCUGUGACCUUGUGGUGGAGGCAGAGAGAAGGAAAUUGUCACUUGAGCAAGGUAGGGCCUUGUAGGGAGGGUAGGGAGCCUAAUGGUCCUCAGGCCUCUCUGUCCAGCACAGUCCCUUGCCCUUUCUGUGGAAAUGCAGUUGGAUGGAGGAAGAGAAAGAGGAGUGAGAAGAUGCAAGUGGGAGGCCUCACCACGGCCCUGGAAGACCCUGGAGAGAAGGGCUAGCCUGUGGAGGGUGCCACGAGGGAGCGUGGCUUCGUAUGUUGUUUUCUCUCAUUCCACAUAUGUUUGAGGCACCUGUUAGGUCAGGCCUAUGCUGGGAUAGAAUAUGUGGGAAUAAAACCGUUUCUGGCC
Lagenorhynchus albirostris (white-beaked dolphin) is the source of this 2233-nucleotide messenger RNA. RefSeq names its product NFKB inhibitor epsilon (gene NFKBIE). NCBI's taxonomy places the organism in Eukaryota, Metazoa, Chordata, Mammalia, Artiodactyla, Delphinidae. Bases 203 to 1291 code for a protein of 362 amino acids. Gene Ontology annotation, biological process: signal transduction; cellular response to lipopolysaccharide. Gene Ontology annotation, cellular component: cytosol. The record is from RefSeq and is a predicted model, not a curated record. Gene Ontology annotation, molecular function: protein binding. The transcript has 6 exons.